AUAACAGAAAUACGAGGAGGUUUAUUGUGUAGUCUUUUCUGUUAAAGUUAAAGUUCUGUUAAUCACAUCCUUACAGUAGGACCCUGGAUGUUUAAUUGGGCAAAUGUAACAAACGUCUGUGUACACGUAGAAAGUGGACCUAUUUUGUCGAGUGUUGGGUUAGUUCAAAACUGAAUGAAGUCAUGGCAUCUAAAUCCUUCAUCCAUUACCUUAGACGAUACCGCUCCAGAAACGCGAGAAUGUGGAUUUUAAUAGCGACGGCUGUAGGAUCUUUUUUUCUUUUAUUUCAACAUCGUUACUCCGGAAUCGUCCUAGUCGAACUAAGACCAACAUCCUUCAAUCGGACGUGGUGGGACGCGAAGUCCUAUCCGAAGGAAUCUGCUUUUUCCCUGUGCUCUUCUGUUAUCCCCACGAGACAUAAUGUAAGUUUGACCGGGAGCCUGAAGAAGACGAUGGAGAUUGGUGACGGACCACCACCAGUCAGGGACAAGCUUUGUAGUAUGUCAUUCGAGGACCUGGAAAUGUACUACCACACGUACUUAAGUACGAUCCAGCGACCCUGUAAACGGUCUGUGCGAAUGGGACACACUAUGGACGGCGGAUGGGACGUGUGUGGUGAAGAAUUUAAAUAUAUACGGAACGAAUGUCUUGUUUACUCUUUUGGGAUACAGUUUGAUUUUUCGUUCGAUGAUGAAAUGGCGUCAGUGUUUGGAUGUGAGGUACACUCGUUUGAUCCAAGCAUGCACGAAGUGGACCACGUACACAAUCCGUCGGUGUACUUCCACGCCACUGGCCUUUCAGAUUAUAACGGUAUCAGUAAAGACAUGGCAGGCUGGAAAAUGAGGACAUUCAAAUCCAUCCGGAAAGAGCUGUUCCAUAACAGUCGUACCCCUGACAUUCUAAAGAUGGAUAUAGAGAGCUGGGAGUGGAACGUCCUCCCCGACAUGUUAAAGACGUCACAACUUGAUGGCGUCAAACAGCUUCUAGUGGAGUUUCACGCGCGCACCGAGAGUCGUGUAAAGGAAUACUGGGUCCAUAAGCUCCUGAUACUGCGUGGGCUGUACCUGGAAGGGUACCGCGUGUUCUGGGUGGGACGCAACAUGAUGUGUACCUACACGUCACCCGCGCUUAACCGUACAUUUUACGGUUGUUACGAGGUUUCGUUUGUCAAGGUGAAUAUACCAGGUGCUGGCUAGGGACACGUUACUGCACUGGUAGUAAUGAGGUGAGACUGUUUCUCGUGGAGGAAUUUGGACACAAAUGAUCGGGUGAGAAUGUUAGCCGACGGAUAAUUAAAAACAAAAGUGGUGAGACGGAAGACCGGGUAGUAAUGUGGACAUGCGUAGACCGACAGUUGGGUAUUGAUCACCAGUGGGUGUGCAAUACUACGUUUGCAUACACGCACGUUUUCAGCCAUCCAUUUAUUUCGGUUUUCUCAUUUUUUUCAUAUUGUGAUUGAUGGAUUAAAUAAUGUUACAACUAUCGUGUUGUGUGUACGAAGUUUACAAUAGGCCCCGUCUUAUGGCAAUAUGUACCCCAUAAUCAUCAAGAAGCAAUCUGCCCAUAUACAUGUAGCUGAGCU
Messenger RNA from Mizuhopecten yessoensis (Yesso scallop), 1582 nucleotides. RefSeq names its product methyltransferase-like protein 24. The transcript has 7 exons. The coding region runs from base 183 to 1196 and encodes 337 amino acids. The record is from RefSeq and is a predicted model, not a curated record. Lineage: Eukaryota; Metazoa; Mollusca; Bivalvia; Pectinida; Pectinidae.